Molecule: messenger RNA, 1898 nt
Organism: Astyanax mexicanus (Mexican tetra)
Lineage: Eukaryota; Metazoa; Chordata; Actinopteri; Characiformes; Acestrorhamphidae
Gene: whr1
Product: serine/threonine kinase 19
Exons: 6
Coding region: 211-1074 (287 amino acids)
Biological process (GO): protein phosphorylation; positive regulation of Ras protein signal transduction
Molecular function (GO): protein serine/threonine kinase activity
Source: RefSeq, a predicted model, not a curated record
CUCUAUUAGAGACUCUAUGGUUCAGUCAGAACCAGCAGAACUCCACUGUUUACCUAAAGCUAGUUUAAUAAACUCUUAUUUUCUAGCUAAUCAUUAACCAAUAACAGCGUUAAAAUCUGCAGUAAAUUACCGUGUCCUUCAUAAUUCAGUGUAAAUAAAUGAAUGUAGUUUAUUAACGGAAGUUUCAGGCCGUAGUUUGGUGGUAUUUUAAUGAACGUGGCGUUAGCAUGGUGGCUAACUCCGGUUAAUUUACCUCAGUUUUCUCUGCUGCUGUUAUUAAACUUCUCCUCCGAUAUGAACAGAAAAAGAUCAUUAAUCCCGGACGCGUUUAGGGUGAAAAAGCGAAGAUUCGGGGCUGAUAAUAUUAACGGGCAUCCAGAACACGGAGAUACUCAAGCAGAUGGACCUCCUGAUGUUAAGGCCACACUUCAGUAUCUCAUGACUCUUUUUCCUCGCAAACUUUUCAACGACAGCCUUCCGCAAAUCGUCUUCAAGCACCAGCUCUACAGUUUACACAGCGACAAAACCUUGGUGGACAAGCAAGUGAAUGAAUUGAGAGAUAAGGGGGAACUGCUCAUGUUCCAGCUGGGUUUCGGCUCAGAUGCCUUUGGCCUGGUGUUUUCUGAGGACUACAGAACCAAAGUUCUGGCCAUGGAAGAUGGAAGAUCCACUCUGGGAACGGUGGAGAAGUUUCUGGAUAAAGUUCUGCCUGGAUGCUCAGACCUGAGUUUCAGCAAAGACAAAAUGCUGAAGCACUUCCUUUUCACUGAUUCAGAAAUAACGCAGCUUGUGAAGUCGGGGGUGCUGACUGUGAGGGACGCUGGCAGCUGGUGGUUGUCUAUUCCAAACUCGGGCCGGUUCACCAAAUACUUUAUACAGGGACGCAAGGCUGUUCUGGGCAUGGUCAAGAAGUCAAAAUACAAUGAAAUAUUAAAGAACGAUUUGCAAGAACGACGCACCACUUCACAUGUUAAACUAGAUAUAAAAUACCACAUUCAUGAUAUUAUUGGAGCAGAACUGGUGGAAUGCAUACAGACCACAUCAGGAACCUUGUUACGAUUUGUGGACACUUGAUAAUGAAUUUAUCAACUCUUUGGAGAGGAAAACAAUGAAUGGCCUUAAGAACAAAAUCGAAAAAACUCUGGGAGGCAUGAGAUCAAUUCCUCCCUGUCGUUUUCAUGCUUCAUACCGCGAGAUGUUCAGCACACAGGAGAGGGAUGAACUACUGGUCUUGGAUCACUGGUUUUUGAUGCCAAAAAAUGUGAAAUGUGCAAUAUAGCCACUUUACUUUCUGUACACAACAACACAAAAAUAUUUUUUGCUUUCAAAGAGAUUUUUGCUUAUUUAUUGUUUAAAUUUAGUAGCUCUUCUGUUACAUCUGUGCGCAAGUUUCUGUUACUUGAAUGUAUAUAUAUUGAAAUAAAUAACGUAGCAGUUGAGUUGUUAUCUUUUGCUUUAAUUUAUCGACUUUUUUGCUUCAAGUAGGACAUUUUUACUCCUACAGUUGGUCUGGUUUGGCACAGAAAAAAAAUCCAUGCACACCUAAAUGCAUCACAAUGAACAACAUAAGAAUAUUUGUUUUCUUAUCUGCUGAUUGGUCAGACCUGUGUGGGGUGGAGCAAGCAAGUAAAUACAGGAAGAAGGAGAGAAGAAGCUGUAAUUGGAGAAGUUGUACAGCUGAACCCUUUUAAUAGAACAUUGACUACUGAUGAACUGAGCCAAUCACAACCCUCGCAUUAAGUUGACCCUAUCACUGCCCAGCCAAUCACAGCUGAUGCAAGCAGCCACGCUUAUAACUGUGUUAAUUGUGGAUGUGGAGGUCCAGCGCAUUGCAGAAAAUACAUUUCUAUAUUGUUAUGAAAUAUUUGCCAAAUAAAAGUGAAAUCAUUGUGUUUUAA